Sodiomyces alkalinus F11 is the source of this 2138-nucleotide messenger RNA. RefSeq names its product oligomeric complex COG6. The transcript has 2 exons. Bases 78 to 2138 code for a protein of 686 amino acids. Gene Ontology annotation, biological process: intra-Golgi vesicle-mediated transport. The record is from RefSeq and is a predicted model, not a curated record. Lineage: Eukaryota; Fungi; Ascomycota; Sordariomycetes; Glomerellales; Plectosphaerellaceae. Gene Ontology annotation, cellular component: COG complex.
ACUUCCGAACACCAGAGGCUCCAUUCCGCGCAGCUGUCCCCGGCCAUUUUGCUUUUUUUUUGGUUUGCAAAUUCACGAUGGAUGGUCUUGGAAUCCAGGGACAAUCUCAUCUGACCUCGAGGACAGUAAACUCUUUCUCGUAUAAACUCAGCACUGUUCUCUCAACCUCGUAUGCCGACUCGGAGUUCCGGGAUGCUCUCUCCCUCUUAGACGAGCGUGGUGUUAAAAGCAGUUUGAAAGAGCGACGUCAACUUCGACUGGAUGCGCAGAGAGAUGUCAUUCGGAGUAACGGUAACAUAGUGACCGAGUUUGGCCGAGUUGCUGAUAAACUGCAGCGGAUAAAGGCCACUCUGGACCAGUUGAAUGUCUCCUACCUGGAUAUGCGAGAGCGCAUAGGUGGUGCUCACGACCAAUGUUCCUUAGUGUUAGAUGACGCGUCAUCGCUCAUGCGACAACGUUCCGAAGUCGCUGCUAACCAGCAGCUCUUACGGACCUUUCGUGACCGCUUCCUGCUCACUGAUGACGAGGUGCUCUCCCUGACCUCGACGGCCCAAUCUGUGGACGAUGAGUUCUUCGCCGCAAUGGCCAAGACCAAGAGGAUCAGAAAAGACUGCGAUAUCUUGCUCGGCUUCGAAAACCAGUCACUGGGCCUUGAAAUCGUGGAGCAGAUAUCCAGGAACCUGAAUCUCGCGUUCCAGAAACUCUAUAAAUGGGUCCAAAGAGAAUUCCAAACAUUGAAUCUCGAAAACCCCCAGCUUAAUGCUUCUAUCCGUCGCGCCAUCAGGGUACUGGCAGAGAGGCCUUCCCUUUUCCAGGGUUGUUUGGACUCCUUCGCCGAUGCCCGGCAACUCAUACUAUCAGAUGCGUUCUACCUGGCCUUGACAGGCACUACGGCGACUGACCAGCCCAACUCUGGUAUGAAACCGAUUGAGAUGGCCGCCCAUGACCCUCUCCGUUACGCGGGAGACAUGCUAGCAUGGUUACACUCUGCCGCCGUGGGGGAGCGGGAGGUUCUUGAGGUUCUUUUCUUGGAAGACGGAGACGAGAUUGCCAAAGGCCUGCAAUCCGGCCACGCGGACAGAAUAUGGCAGCUCAUGCAGGACGUCGAACCCAACACUGUGGCGAGCGGAUUCGACUCGUUGAAGGCCCUACACGACUUGGUCGAUAGAGAUUUGUCAGGGGUAGGCAGGAUCCUUAGACAACGGAUAGAACAGGUCGUUCAAUCCAACGAGGAUAUCAUUCUAGCUUACCAGCUCGCCAAUCUUCUGGGAUUUUAUCGAUACACCUUCACCAAACUGCUCGGCGAAGAUACCGGUCUCUAUCAACUGAUGUCGAGCUUGGAGGCGGAAGCGUUACGGCAGUUCCGUUCUCUCGUGAGGGAUCAAAUUGCCACAUUACAGGGGGAAUUGCAGCGCACACCUUCCAAUCUAGGCCCCCCAGACUAUCUAAAUGAUGCGCUUCGGCAAUUGACAACCAUCAUGCAGACAUAUGAGACAUCUCUAUCUGCGUCGACUGACCGAGAGGCCGACUUCCAGUCCGUUCUGACAGAAGCCUUCGAUCCAUUUAUCGCAGGCUGUAAGAGCAUGGCCAAGGCCAUCGACCCUCACGAUGGCGCAAUUUUCAAUAUAAACUGCCUCGUAGCCGUCAUGGCGGCCUUGCAACGUUUCGAGUUCACCCGGAACCGUGCCAAGAUGCUCCAGGCUCAGGCCGACGACGAUUUGGACAAGCUCGCCGAUGCUCAAUAUCGCUUUCUCCGGGAGGCUUCUGGUCUCGACGAGAUGUUCACAUGCCUUGGCCCCUUAUGCAAAGACCCCAAAGACCUCGAAAAUCUCCACCUACUCCACCCAAUGCGCCCUGAGGCUCUCGCCCGUGCGAGCCAGAUUUUAGACGAGUUUCUUCCCUCAGCGCUCAUGGAUGCAAUGGAUAGAGUCAAGCUCAUCCAGGACUCAAACCUGGCUCGUGAGGUGACAGAGAAGGCCGCAGAGAAGUUUUGCCGGGAUUUCGAGCAUGUUGAGAAGAUUCUCAUCGCGGCGGACGAAGUAUCCGAGCUAGCGCCCAGGGAGGGACAAGACGAGGUGCCAUCAUUCAAGUCUUUGUUCCCCAGAACGUCUGGGGAAAUCCGAGUGCUGCUGUCAUAG